Molecule: messenger RNA, 2492 nt
Organism: Erythranthe guttata (spotted monkey flower)
Lineage: Eukaryota; Viridiplantae; Streptophyta; Magnoliopsida; Lamiales; Phrymaceae
Source: RefSeq, a predicted model, not a curated record
AUAAAUAUUGCACCAUCCUCAAUUAGUCAUCUCCUAUCAUCAGUCCCUUUCUGCUACAUAUAUUUAAAUCCAAAUGACAACAUCUAAUCUUAAAUUAAACAUACAUGUCACUUUCUUUUGCUGCAUAUUUUACUACACAGACCUAUUAGAGAAAUUCCAGAAGCCCCUCUUGUCGAUAAACCGCGUUUAAGGUCGUUGUUCGAACUUAAGAUAGAUAAUUUUAUAAUCACAGUCCACUCAUUUAGGUUUCUCUUAACUAAAUAAUGCAAAUGAUUAUGCGCAGAAAUAAUGAUAUUUUUUAAAUAAUACAUCGUUGUUGUUGUCGUUGAUAUUGAGAAAUAGCAACACUUUGUUGGCACUCAACCAAACGAAAAAACUUAUUUGUUUGUUCUAUUGGUUUUCUUUUACCUAUUGACUUUCGUUCGCAACCUGGUUUAUCAAUCGACACAUAACAAGAAGUAGUGCAUAUAGCAAAGAAUCUUCUAGCUUACAUACCUUCUUUCUUGUCAUUUGACAUAAUUUGCCUUGGUUUCAUCUCCCAAACUUCAAGAAAGGUAUAUUCUCCUCUUUGAUUCUGUUUAUGGGCGGUGACGAAAGAUUAGUGACGAUCAUGGAAAAGAACAAAGAGAAACACGAGAUCCUGUCUCAAGGAAUCAAGAUAACUAAAGAAGAAGAUCUGCGAAAAACCCUGUUCAGCCCAUCGGCAAAAUCACCGACUGAAAACGGCAGACCAAGCAGCAUGGUUUUUAAGAAAGCCCCGAGGGUGAUUCCAGCUCAUAUAGUAGCCGAAGCCAUAUCGACACUCCACGGACUAGACCUAAGAUGGUCGGGCCCCAUAACUCCAGCCGAAAUGCAAUACGUGGAACAAUACGUAGUAGCCAAAUACCCAGAGUACUCAAACGCCCUCAUAGAAGGAGGCGAAAAGACCGAUUUGUACGACCUCUGCGUAAAAGAAAAUCUCACAGACCCUCAAAUGAUAAUCGACAUCGAAAAAACAAGAAAAUCGCCUCGAGGCUCGUUCACCACCCCUUCUUUUGGGACCACCCACCCCGAUCUUGAAAACACACAUCUCGAGCCAUCGAGAUUGCUUAACAUCCUCACCAAAAAAUCAUCAUUCAUAGGCAGCUUCAUUUCAAUACCCGAAAUCCAAGCUAGAAAUAAAGUCCUGAAACACUGCGGAUUACAAGACGACGAAUAUCUUGUCCUUUUCACGCAGAGUUAUAAAGAUGCGAUGAUGUUGGUCGGAGAGAGCUACCCUUUUUUUAAAGGGAACUAUUAUUUGACAAGUGUCGGUGAAGAAUAUGAUUGUGUGAGAGAGUUUGCGAGCUAUAAAGAAUCGAGGGUGAUUUUAGCUCCCGAGUCUUGGUUGGAUUUGAGGAUUAAGGGUUCGCAGCUGAGUCAUUAUUUUAGGAGGAAAUGUAAGCAUACCCCAAAGGGUUUGUUUUCUUAUCCAGUUGAGGUGAGUGGGACCCGCUAUUCGAUGCAUUGGGUUUCGGAGGCACAUCGAAACUCGUGGCAUGUAUUGCUCGAUGCUACUGCUUUGGUUGUGGGGGAGGAUCAGUUGAAUCUUGCUCUUCAUAGGCCGGAUUUUGUGAUGUGCAGUAUCGAUAAUACGAAUGCUCAGUCUUCGAAGGUUACGUGCCUUUUGGUGAGAAAGAAGUCGUUCGACAUGUCAGCAUCUUCAACUGCAUCGAAUGAGUGAAGGGCUUUUUUUUUCCUGUAUACCUGUAAGAAUAUGGAAGUUUAUAUCGGGCUUAAAGAAACGAACUGAUAAAAAAAAUCUCACUUGUUGAAGGCAUCAUUCUCAUUUUCUGCGUAAAAUAAGAACAGAAUCUUGAUGAGAGGAAUAAGAUUCUUCUUUCUUGAUUAAAAUGCCAUUUUCUUGCACCAAAAAAACUAAAUAAAAAUGAAAAUACCGAGAAGCACAUUUACCUGGGCCAAUAUAGCUGAUUUCUUGAUACUUUGAGAAAUUUGCAUUUGUAUUAUUAGAAUGGGGCUAAAGGUAUAAAGCCCCCCUGCUUCUUAGAUGUAUCAGAACGACAUUUGAAUCUCAACGUGUUUUACUAAACUCUGCCAAAAACGAUUCAUAUUACUCAAUCGUAUAUCUAACUGUUUAUACCGUCAAAAUUAAUUUCGGUUUGAGAAAUGGAGUACCUAAAUUACUCAAGAUACACGAUUGUCUCGUCAAAUCUUCAUCCGCCUGCUACAAUCCCUAUUUCAUCAAACCUAUUUCUAACCUGAACUUUCACUAAUCCCUUCUCAGAUGUAAUCUUUUGUAGCUCAUCCUUUAAAUAUAAACAAAAAUGUUCUGCAUAUCAUGCUUUUCAUACUCUAGAUACAGAAGAAAUGCAUAAAUGUAACGACAUAGCUAUUCAAAUUUCAAAGACAUGAAUCCAGCCAAGAAUCACCAACAUCAACUUUUAUUAUAACAUUCAACAUAAGGUGAUAUUCGUACCAAAGGUAUCCACUAGAGAUACCAAUAACUACAAAGC